AUGUCCGCAGACGGUGCCGGUGUGUCCAACACACGACUCUACCUGGGCAACCUCCCUAGAAACGCUACCAAGGCCGAUGUUGAGAACCACUUCAACACCCAUGGCACCGGCGAGAUUACCGAGAUCAAGCUCAUGAAUGGCUUCGGUUUCAUCGAGUACAAGGACGCCAUGGACGCCCGUGAUGUCGUCCCAGCAUUCCAUGGCUCUGAGUUCAUGGGUGAGCGCUUGGUCGUCCAGUUCGCGCGUGGCAGCACCCGUCCACGUGAGGGCUUCGAGCACCAGCCUCGUAUGGCUCCACGCCCUCGCCGUACUGUCCACCGGAUGACCAUCACCGGCCUCCCAUUCGAGACCAGCUGGCAGGACCUCAAGGACUUCGCCCGCCAGUCUGGCUUGGACGUUGUCUAUAGCGAAGUCAACCGCGAGCGUGACGCGAGCGGCACCGGCAAGGGCUUCGUCGAGUACGAGACUGCCGCGGAUCUGGCUACUGCCGUCGAGAAGCUCGACAACCACGAGUUUAAGGGCUCCACUGUCCGCUGCAUCUCUGACCCGCAGACCGACAUUCCACGCCCACGCGAGCGUUACCGCUCCCGCUCCCCAGGCUUCCGUGGUGGCCGAGGUGGUUACGGUCCACCACCAGUCGACGACUACUACGACCGUCGCGGCCCUCCUCGUGGCUACAGCCCACGUCGUGACGACUACCGCCGCCGCACCCCGCCACCACGCGGCUACUACGAUGACCCCCGCGACGAUCGUUACGGCCCUCCACGCGGUGCCCGCGGCCCACCUGUCGACGACUACCCACCACGUGGCGGCGGCUAUGCUGACGACCGCUACGGCCGCGCUCCACCACCAGCUCGCGGUGGCGGUGGUGCCGGAUACGAGGCCGACCCUUACGUGAACGGCCACGGACGCGAGCCAUACGGCCGCCCUCCAAGCCCCAGACGAGACGGACGGUAUGAACGUGGUGGCUACGAUGCCAGGCCUUACUGGUGA
Messenger RNA from Zasmidium cellare ATCC 36951, 993 nucleotides. RefSeq lists its product as uncharacterized. The record is from RefSeq and is a predicted model, not a curated record. NCBI's taxonomy places the organism in Eukaryota, Fungi, Ascomycota, Dothideomycetes, Mycosphaerellales, Mycosphaerellaceae. Gene Ontology annotation, cellular component: cytoplasm; ribonucleoprotein complex; nucleus. Bases 1 to 993 code for a protein of 330 amino acids. The transcript has 6 exons. Gene Ontology annotation, molecular function: mRNA binding.